CAUUUGAUCAUUUCUAUCUCGUGAAAACAAUCAAAUAUUCAACAAUGGCGGCUCCUCUAUAAACUUUAAUCACACCACCUUAUUUUUCCAUCUUAAUUAAAUCCCCAAUCAAAACCAACCAUUUUCCUUAUUUUGUAAUAAUCGACUGAUUCUAGAAUUUCAAAAGGAGAGAGAAAAAUGAUGACAAUUGAAGAAGAUCAAGAAGAAUACAACUGGAGAGAAGUGCAAUUACCGUCGCAAUUACCAAAACCUGAACUAGAGAGAGAAACUGGAGAGAGAAGGAGAGGCCGUGAUGUUGUAAUUGCAGUGGAUCAUGGGCCCAAUAAUGUGAAAAAUGAGGAUGUUUACCAAGCAAGUCAGAUUCUGAUGGACAAAUUAGCUGUCGAGGCUUUCCAAGUGGAAAUGGUGAAAUCUGUUGCUAGGAUAGUGGAAGGCGAUGCAGGAAAGGUCAUCUGCAAGGAAGCAGAGAGGUUAAGGCCUGCUGCUGUGAUAAUGGGUUCUAGAGGCAGAGGGCUGGUUCAAAGUGUGCUGCAAGGAAGUGUUGGUGAAUAUUGCAUACAUCACUGUAAGACUGCACCAAUUAUAAUUGUUCCUGGGAAAGAAGCUGGUGAGCUAUCAGUGGUUUAGUUGUGAAGGUCACAAGUCAUUCAAUUGUGCUAAUCGCUUGUCUGUAUUUACUAUAAUGUGUGUAGUGUGUAGAUUCUAUUGUUGAAUUUGCUGUCUAAGCAUUUGUAUAAUUGUAUAAUACGGUAGUUAAAUUUGUUGGUCUAAGCAUUUGUAUAAUUGUACAAUAGUUAAAUUUGUUGGUCUAAGCAUUUGUAUGAUUGUACAAUAGUUAAAUUUGUUGGUCUAAGCAUUUGUAUAAUUGUAUCUCUUUUGUUGCAAACUUAUGAGUACUUCAUUAAAAUGUUUUCGUCA
This is a messenger RNA of Chenopodium quinoa (quinoa), 918 nucleotides long. Its product is annotated as universal stress protein PHOS32-like. Lineage: Eukaryota; Viridiplantae; Streptophyta; Magnoliopsida; Caryophyllales; Amaranthaceae. The record is from RefSeq and is a predicted model, not a curated record. The transcript has 5 exons. Bases 178 to 627 code for a protein of 149 amino acids.